GUGACGAGACACUGCGCGCAUUGGAUGCGCGGACGAGCGUACGCGCUUCUGACAGAAAUGGCUACCACGGAAGUGGAGCGCAGACGAGGUCAGCUGGCUGCUUUGUCCAUAGCAGCAGUGGUCAUCCUUGUGGGAGUCCCACUGUGGUGGCGAACGACUGAAACGUACCGAGCCUGGCUACCUGUCAGUCAGAUACGACAGCUGGCCAAACUGCAGCUCCAGUUGAGUGCAGAUGUGGAGGUCGUAUUUGCUCGUGGCACCGUAACGCCCGAGCAGCAGAAGAAGUUCCCGCUGACAGAGACACAGGAGGAGGAACAUGCUGUCGACGAAGAUACAUCUUUGAGGUACAGGUAUGAGACCAGGUACCGCACGGCUACAAUCAUGGAGGAGGACGCCCUGAACAAACCCACUGCUGCAGAAGCUGAUCUAUCUCUGCACACGCUCAGUGAGAGUCCGUGUGGUUCUCUGGUUUUAUACGUGAUCCCAGAGUCAUCCCAGUUGCUGCCUGAGAAUAUAAACGUAUACGUUGGCCAGCGUCGAACUGCCCUGCUUGGUGUCGGUACCCAGACGGCGGUGGGUAAGACACUGGAGCAGCUGCUGGCUCAGCUGGAGCCUCGCAUCAAGCAGGUGCUGCGGGUCAUGUCUUUCAGCCACACGGACAUCACCGCUGCCCUCAGCGACAGAGUCCGCUUCAACCCCAGCAGCAAAGAGAGCAUCGCUGACAGUAUGAGAGCCUUCAAAUCCAGUCCAGGUUAUGAGAUAACGUUCAGUCUGCUGAACCCCGACCCAAAGUCACACCAGCUGCAUUGGGACAUCGAGGGGGGAGUGCAGACCUACAUCCAACCUUUACUUACAAAACUUUCAUCUGUGGCCAACUUUAGCAUAGACUCUCAGACACUUUACUAUGCCGUGCUCGGUGUGAACCCUCGCUUUGACAACAACCUUGGUGCCUACACGCUAAAUGCAGACAGCCUCGCUCAUGUCAUCAACCCAGUGGAGGCCAGACUAGGCUCAAACGCUGCGUCUUCCAACCCCGUUCUGAAUUUUCUUCUGUACGUCCCGGAUGCUCAUCAUUCACCUCUUUACAUCCAGGAUCACAGGAAACAGGAAGUGCCCUCUAAUGCSUUCCACUCUCCACGUUGGGGAGGAAUAAUGGUUUAUAAUGUGAACAGUUUUUAUGGCCCAGAGGCUGAGUUCCCGGCUGACAUCAACAUAAACAUGGCUCAAGUCAUGGGGGUGUUCCUCGCACAACUUCGACUGCUGCUGGGUGUGCAGUCGUCUCCUCCUCCCCACGACUUCCUGGUCGCACCAUGUGGCAGGGCAGGAAUAGCUGACUGGGAGCUGGACCGUCUCAUGUGGAGUCGCUGUGUGGAAAAUAUUGCAACGGCGACCACAACCAUCACGUCUCUUGCACAGCUGCUGGACCAGAUAGGCAACAUUGUCAUCAAUGACAACAUUGCAGAACAGGUAUCCAGUGCUGUCAACUCUCUGCAGCUGGCUGUAGCAGAGCUGGAGGCCGGAAACCUCAAAUUUGCUCUGGAGUUCAGUAAAGAAGCCAUCCUGGCUUCAGAGAAAGGCUUCUUUGAUCCUUCACUCCUCCAUCUCCUCUACUUUCCUGACGAUCAGAAGUUUGCUAUCUACAUACCACUCUUCCUGCCCAUGUGUGUGCCCAUCCUGCUGUCGCUGCUCAAAAUAGCAUCUGAGGCUAGACAGAAACYUAGAGAAAAGCAAAGCAAGAAGGACUGAGAAGAUGUACAAACACCAUGUUAGGAACAAGAUGUUUUGUUUUUAACCUUGUUGUUUGGGUACAUAAAGUGUAAAAUGAGGUUGGGGCUUUGGAUGUCAGUCCUGCAGUAUUUUGCUCAGUUAAAAAUGGGGAUUUAUGUUUGUUUUACGAUUUUAUUGAAAGACUACUGUAAUUMUCACUGUACAGUUUAAAGCUUGAAUUCUUGUAAAUGUGUGCAAGUUUUAUAUUUAUUCCAAUGUUUCUGUUCAUAAGAAUUAAAGACUAAAGUUAUAACUUGCACUUCAGCUUUUAUGGCAACCCUUUUUGAACAGAACAAAAUGACACAACACGUAACUAAAUCUGAACUAAAUUGUGUGACMUGUUAAUGCACUUCUUAUUGUAUAUUUUUAAAUUAUAACAAGAAUAUAUCCUAAUUUAAGAUUUUGAGCUAUGCUGGUUUUUUGUUGUAUCUGUUCUUAUUGUAUCAUGGAAGAAGAGCAUAUUCUAUCUUUCACAAAUAAUACUAGCUUAUAUUUUUUGACUCAUUGCAUGUAAUAUUUAUCAGUUAUGUAAGAUGCUUGUUUUUCUUUUUAAACGGGAUCAUUCAUACCCAUUUUUGUUCAGAAAAAAAGCCAGUUUACAAUUUUAGUUGGUGUUAACUGGAUAUYAUCAUGUCUGAAGGUUACUUGAGGACCCACAGGUACAGAUGUCUGAAUUUCAUGGGGUACUGUACAAUAUUUGGGGCUCAUUGAUGGAUGGAAGUCACCCAUGUGUGGCCAAACAUAUGUGGCCCAUCCCUGGCUUAGAUUUUACAAAGUCUGGUUAAGAGCAAACAGGUUUUUUCACAAAGGGUCCUGAAUGAGGCAAAGUGGGAAACUUCUGUAGUUAGACAAAUACAAUUUUUUAUACAAUAGAUGCCAUUCCCACCAUAGUAAAACUUGAGAUGGAGCCUGUUAUAAGUGCUAAGUCWGCCUCUCUGAUGAUAUGGGGGUUCAUUGGUUCAUCRGGCAUGGGCAGCUUGCAGACUGAACUGGCCUGCCUGCGGUCCAGAUCUGUUACCACUUAUAUUUUGUGCAUCAAUAAAUAAAUAAAGUCCUUCAAAAAAGACCCAGGACAUUUGAAGAUCUACAUCAGACAAGAAUGGGACAACCCUUCAAAAACUCCAGCAGCUGAUCUCUUCAAGACCUUCACAUAAAGUUAUAUAAAAAGAGGGGGUGCUUCACAGAGAUAAACGUCACCUACAUUUUUUAGAUGUGUUGCUGCCAUAAAAUUCAACAUUACCUUUUUUAUUUCCUCAAAAAUGUUAGUUUAUUGGCUUAAUAUGRARAUGUUUACUGUGUUCCAUUGUGCAUAAAAAUGGGUUUCUGAGAUUU
Austrofundulus limnaeus is the source of this 3099-nucleotide messenger RNA. RefSeq names its product phosphatidylinositol glycan anchor biosynthesis, class S (gene pigs). The transcript has 12 exons. Gene Ontology annotation, cellular component: GPI-anchor transamidase complex. Bases 25 to 1746 code for a protein of 573 amino acids. Lineage: Eukaryota; Metazoa; Chordata; Actinopteri; Cyprinodontiformes; Rivulidae. The record is from RefSeq and is a predicted model, not a curated record. Gene Ontology annotation, biological process: attachment of GPI anchor to protein.